ACCACACAUACCACUCUACCUUAUCCCGUCCUCAGUUUCUCCUUUCCUCUCCCGUGUCUCUCUAGUUGCUGCCUUCUUUUGGGAGAAGGGAAAAACCAUGAUUGAUUCCAUGGAGAUGGAGGAUGUUGCAGGGGUGGUCUUCUAGGUUGCAGAUAUGUUAUGGGAAAGUUCACACAAUGGAUACAGCAGAAAGUAGUCUGAAUGCUAAGGGCAAGGGAGGUGAGAAAGCUGUGGGAUCAAAUCCAAGGGCAAAAGCUACAAACUGGCCUACAGCUAUAUCUGAAUUUCUCCUUGAUUGGUACAUUGAGAAGAAGUUGGCGAUGCCUCCCAACACUAGUUUCAAGAAGCUACAUCACACAUCAUGCACAUCUACAGUAAACUCCAAGUAUGGCACUACCUAUACUGUGGAUCAAGUUCAUCAUCAUUGGAAGCGUCAUAAGGAUACUUGGGGCCUUGUGACUAAGCAUCUCCAUGAGAGUAGUGGUGGCUCGGACGAUAGCACAAAAAUGGUGACUCUAUCUCAGUCUACUUUGAAUGACCUCUCGGCAAAUGAUCGUGGGAUUCUCUCUAAACCAUUUAGUUCUUUGACAAGUUGCAAGAAUUAUUCAGUGGUUCCACAGCUGAUGGUUCAUUUAUGCAAGAUCCUUCCACUGUAGUUGAGCCAGACAAAGAUGGAACUGACAUACUUGACAUGAUAAAUGAUAUAGCUAACUAUGAUAAAACAGAUGCUCCACAAGGACAAGACUCAGACAAACUAGAGUCUGAUAGUGAUGAAUGUCAGGAGGUGGUUGCCCUCGCCGCAACUAGUAGCCAAGUUUCUUCAUCUAGUGUCAAGUCCAUGAUGCCUAACAAGAAGAGCUUUAAAAGGGCUGGCAAGUCAAAUACAUUACCAACUGCAGCACAGAUUGGUAGGGCUAGUAAAUCUAAUUCAAAAUCAUCUCCUACUUGUGCUGAUGAUGAUAUGGAUGUGGAGCUAACCAAUACUUUGCAGAAAAUCUAGCAAACCCUUGCAAAACCAGACCCUAAUAGUCCUUUAUGGGAUAUGCUUAAGAAGAUUACAUUACCAGCGGAAAAUAGGCUCGCAAUAGGGAUACACCUUUGCAAGCCAAAAUUUCAAGUCCAUCGCAGUUUUCUUAUCAAUAUGAGUCAAGAAUACCUUGAGUGUUGGGUGUUCAAGUAUUUAUCUGGCGGUGAUUCUGGCAAAGAGUGAUCUUGUCAAGGAAUGUAGGUGGCAUAAGCUUCUGACUGUGGUUGAUGGGGUCGGUUUUUGUUGCACCCUUUUGGGAUCAGUAUGUACAAUAUGACAACAUGCUAAUCAUAUGCUGCCAAAGUUGAUAGUCAGAGAACUUCCUGUCUUUAUGGACAAAUUGUUAAGGCUCUUUGGACAGCCUAUGUUCUGUGCUUUUGUAUAUAGUUGAAUUAUCAACUAAUCUUAAGUUGUAAUAUUUGUUAGCCUAUAAUUUCGAAACUUAUUUCUUGUUACUAUUUGAAUCUCUGUUGCUUUUGUUGUUUGUCACACUUGAGGAAUGCAUAGAACUGUAUUUGGCUACAAAUUUUUAUAAGGGGUAAUCUCACCACACCUCAAACCAUUGGUAAGUCCAACCACAUGCAAUUGAUGAGCCAAACAUAGCCUAGCUGUUGUAUCCCAUUAGGCAGAAUUCCAGGUCUUCAACUAAAAAUUGCCAGAUUUUACGAUAUGCCUGGUCAGGUAACCUUGCAAGAAAUAGCAAGCAACAUUCAGGCAGGUCAAAUCCCCAGGCAAAGAGUCCAAGGUUGUAACCAAACACGUCCUACCUGCCUGGGCCACUCACCCACACGUUGUAGUACUUU
Messenger RNA from Phragmites australis (common reed), 1830 nucleotides. RefSeq lists its product as uncharacterized. The record is from RefSeq and is a predicted model, not a curated record. NCBI's taxonomy places the organism in Eukaryota, Viridiplantae, Streptophyta, Magnoliopsida, Poales, Poaceae. The transcript is spliced from 3 exons. The coding region runs from base 123 to 656 and encodes 177 amino acids.